AUGGAGUCCAGAUCGCUGUGUGAGAAACCAGACUCCAAGAGCUCUCUACCCUGUCCCUCUCCACCAGACUCUGACUUGGGGGAGGACACAGAGACAGAAGGGUGUGGGAGAGACAGGGACAGGGAGGACAUGUCCCCAGGGGGACAAGGACAUAGAGACCAGGACAGGUCAUACUCGGAGUCCAGCUCACCUGUCGAUGUCAUCAUCACGACAGACAGCAAAGACAUGCCCGAUGACCUGACCAGUACAAACAGCAAAGAUGGCUCCCAUGUCGUCAAAUGGACUGUCAGCAUCGUUAUAGCCAUUCCCAAAGGUACACUACCGUAGGUUAUAUGUUGUGACUAUACAUAUUAUAACAGGCUAAAACGAGCACAUUACAAAUAUAAAUGUCAAUACCACACAAAAUACAGUAGCAUGCACAAAUAAAUUGGCAUACAACAGAAUUGCACUGUGUUUGAAUGCACAAAUAUACUUUUUUAGAAAACAGAGAGAAAAUGAAUGUUACUUGUUUAUAGAAUGCCAUACUACCACAGUAGACACACAAGAUAACCAGUCCUUGGCAUCACCACUAUCUGUCUCCUGUCCCAUAGAGAUACAUCACCACUAACUGUCCUCUAUCUGUCCACUAUCUGUCUCCUGUCCCAUAGAGAUACAUCACCACUAACUGUCCUCUAUCUGUCCCCUAUCUGUCUCCUGUCCCAUAGAGAUACAUCACCCCUAACUGUCCUCUAUCUGUCCACUAUCUGUCUCCUGUCCCAUAGAGAUACAUCACCCCUAACUGUCCUCUAUCUGUCCCCUUUCUGUCUCCUAUCCCAUAGAGAUACAUCACCCCUAUCUGUUCCCUAUCUGUCCCCUAUCUGUCUCCUAUCCCAUAGAGAUACAUCACCCCUAACUGUCCUCUAUCUGUCCCCUAUCUGUCUCCUGUCCCAUAGAGAUACAUCACCCCUAACUGUCCUCUAUCUGUCCCCUAUCUGUCUCCUGUCCCAUAGAGAUACAUCACCACUAUCUGUCCACUAUCUGUCCCCUAUCUGUCUCCUGUCCCAUAGAGAUACAUCACCCCUAACUGUCCUCUAUCUGUCCCCUAUCUGUCUCCUGUCCCAUAGAGAUACAUCACCCCUAACUGUCCCCUAUCUGUCCCCUAUCUGUCUCCUGUCCCAUAGAGAUACAUCACCCCUAACUGUCCUCUAUCUGUCCCCUAUCUGUCUCCUAUCCCAUAGAGAUAUAUCACCCCUAUCUGUUCCCUAUCUGUCCUCUAUCUGUCCUCUAUCUGUCCUCUAUCUGUUCCCUAUCUGUCCCCUAUCUGUCCUCUAUCUGUCCUCUAUCUGUCCCCUAUCUGUCUCCUGUCCCAUAGAGAUACAUCACCCCUAACUGUCCCCUAUCUGUCCCCUAUCUGUCUCCUAUCCCAUAGAGAUAUAUCACCCCUAUCUGUUCCCUAUCUGUCCACUAUCUGUCUCCUGUCCCAUAGAGAUACAUCACCCCUAACUGUCCCCUAUCUGUCCCCUAUCUGUCUCCUAUCCCAUAGAGAUAUAUCACCCCUAUCUGUUCCCUAUCUGUCCACUAUCUGUCUCCUGUCCCAUAGAGAUACAUCACCCCUAACUGUCCUCUAUCUGUCCACUAUCUGUCCCCUGUCCCAUAGAGAUACAUCACCCCUAACUGUCCUCUAUCUGUCCACUAUCUGUCUCCUGUCCCAUAGAGAUACAUCACCCCUAACUGUCCUCUAUCUGUCCCCUAUCUGUCUCCUGUCCCAUAGAGAUACAUCACCCCUAACUGUCCUCUAUCUGUCCCCUAUCUGUCUCCUGUCCCAUAGAGAUAUAUCACCCCUAUCUGUUCCCUAUCUGUCCCCUAUCUGUCUCCUAUCCCAUAGAGAUACAUCACCCCUAACUGUCCUCUAUCUGUCCCCUAUCUGUCUCCUGUCCCAUAGAGAUACAUCACCCAUAUCUGUCCACUAUCUGUCCCCUAUCCCAUAAAGAUUAAUAUUGUUGUAUUCUAUGUAAUUAUGUCCCCUGUUGUCCUGUAGGUGAGAAACAUAUAUAUCAUUGUCUUGUGUUUAAUUGUCUUCCCUGUUUUACUAUAGGUGAAGAACCCUGUCCUGUAGCUGGGCCGGUGGUCUUAGUGGAGAAGCCCAAACGUGUUCUGUCCAGUGGCGUGGUGGCCCCUAAAGCCCAGACCUACUACCAUAUAGAGUACAACCUGCUGCCUGGUGACCAGGACCCUGUUAAAGUAGACCUGGUGAUGUUCGGCCUUGCCGCUAAGAUCUACAUGGAGAAUGAGACCAAGGUAAUGCCAUGACUGUGUUAGCCUGCUGAGCUAACAGAAGUCUUUAUUAUGAACUCUGGGUAGAAGGCCUGAUCACAGUUCUACAAACUUGAGAUAGUUCAGUAAGAGUAUGUGGUAUGUUUGUAUGUGUUUUACAUGCAUAGAUAAUGAAUGGGUGGAACAGAGGAAGCCAUGCAUAGAUAAUGAAUGGGUGGAACAGAGGAAGCCAUGCAUAGAUAAUGAAUGGGUGGAACAGAGGAAGCCAUGCAUAGAUAAUGAAUGGGUGGAACAGAGGAAGCCAUGCAUAGAUAAUGAAUGGGUGGAACAGAGGAAGCCAUGCAUAGAUAAUGAAUGGGUGGAACAGAGGAAGCCAUGCAUAGAUAAUGAAUGGGUGGAACAGAGGAAGCCAUGCAUAGAUAAUGAAUGGGUGGAACAGAGGAAGCCAUGCAUAGAUAAUGAAUGGGUGGAACAGAGGAAGCCAUGCAUAGAUAAUGAAUGGGUGGAACAGAGGAAGCCAUGCAUAGAUAAUGAAUGGGUGGAACAGAGGAAGCCAUGCAUAGAUAAUGAAUGGGUGGAACAGAGGAAGCCAUGCAUAGAUAAUGAAUGGGUGGAACAGAGGAAGCCAUGCAUAGAUAAUGUCUGGGUGGAACAGAGGAAGCCAUGCAUAGAUAAUGAAUGGGUGGAACAGAGGAAGCCAUGCAUAGAUAAUGAAUGGGUGGAACAGAGGAAGCCAUGCAUAGAUAAUGAAUGGGUGGAACAGAGGAAGCCAUGCAUAGAUAAUGUCUGGGUGGAACAGAGGAAGCCAUGCAUAGAUAAUGUCUGGGUGGAACAGAGGAAGCCAUGCAUAGAUAAUGAAUGGGUGGAACAGAGGAAGCCAUGCCAGCUGAGAUGGUUUGGUUUAAAGUGACAGUUAAUGGCGCAUGUCUCAGUCUUACCCUGUCUAUACCUGUCUGUCUAUACCUGUCUGUCUAUACCUGUCAGUCUAUACCUGUCUGUCUAUACCUGUCUGUCUAUACCUGUCUGUCUAUACCUGUCUGUCUAUACCUGUCAGUCUAUACCUGUCAGUCUAUACCUGUCAGUCUAUACCUGUCUGUCUAUACCUGUCUGUCUAUACCUGUCUGUCUAUACCUGUCUGUCUAUACCUGUCUGUCUGGUUUAAUACCUGUCUAUACCUGUCAGUCUAUACCUGUCUGUCUAUACCUGUCUGUCUAUACCUGUCUGUCUAUACCUGUCAGUCUAUACCUGUCUGUCUAUACCUGUCUGUCUAUACCUGUCUGUCUGGUUUAAUACCUGUCUAUACCUGUCAGUCUAUACCUGUCAGUCUAUACCUGUCAGUCUAUACCUGUCUGUCUAUACCUGUCAGUCUAUACCUGUCUGUCUAUACCUGUCUGUCUAUACCUGUCUGUCUAUACCUGUCUGUCUAUACCUGUCUGUCUAUACCUGUCAGUCUAUACCUGUCUGUCUAUACCUGUCUGUCUAUACCUGUCAGUCUAUACCUGUCUGUCUAUACCUGUCUGUCUAUACCUGUCUGUCUAUACCUGUCUGUCUAUACCUGUCUGUCUAUACCUGUCAGUCUAUACCUGUCUGUCUAUACCUGUCUGUCUAUACCUGUCUGUCUAUACCCGUCUGUCUGGUUUAAUACCUGUCUGUCUAUACCUGUCUGUCUAUACCUGUCUGUCUAUACCUGUCUGUCUAUACCCGUCUGUCUAUACCUGUCAGUCUAUACCUGUCAGUCUAUACCUGUCUGUCUGGUUUAAUACCUGUCUGUCUAUACCUGUCUGUCUAUACCUGUCUGUCUAUACCUGUCUGUCUAUACCUGUCUGUCUAUACCUGUCAGUCUAUACCUGUCUGUCUAUACCUGUCUGUCUAUACCUGUCUGUCUAUACCCGUCUGUCUGGUUUAAUACCUGUCUGUCUAUACCUGUCUGUCUAUACCUGUCUGUCUAUACCUGUCUGUCUAUACCUGUCUGUCUAUACCUGUCUGUCUAUACCUGUCUGUCUAUACCCGUCUGUCUGGUUUAAUACCUGUCUGUCUAUACCUGUCUGUCUAUACCUGUCUGUCUAUACCUGUCUGUCUAUACCCGUCUGUCUGGUUUAAUACCUGUCUGUCUAUACCUGUCAGUCUAUACCUGUCUGUCUAUACCUGUCUGUCUAUACCUGUCUGUCUAUACCUGUCAGUCUAUACCUGUCUGUCUAUACCUGCCUGUCUAUACCUGUCUGUCUAUACUGUGUCUAUACCUGUCUGUCUAUACCUGUCUGUCUAUACCUGUCUGUCUAUACCUGGUCUGUCUGUUUAAUACCUGUCUGUCUAUACCUGUCUGUCUAUACCUGUCUGUCUAUACCUGUCAGUCUAUACCUGUCUGUCUAUACCUGCCUGUCUAUACCUGUCAGUCUAUACCUGUCUGUCUAUACCUGUCUGUCUAUACCUGUCUGUCUAUACCUGUCAGUCUAUACCUGUCUGUCUAUACCUGUCUGUCUGGUUUAAUACCUGUCUGUCUAUACCUGUCUGUCUAUACCUGUCAGUCUAUACCUGUCAGUCUAUACCUGUCUGUCUAUACCUGUCAGUCUAUACCUGUCUGUCUAUACCUGUCUGUCUAUACCUGUCUGUCUAUACCUGUCUGUCUAUACCUGUCAGUCUAUACCUGUCUGUCUAUACCUGUCAGUCUAUACCUGUCUGUCUAUACCUGUCUGUCUAUACCUGUCUGUCUGGUUUAAUACCCGUCUGUCUAUACCCGUCUGUCUAUACCCGUCUGUCUAUACCUGUCUGUCUAUACCUGUCUGUCUAUACCUGUCUGUCUAUACCUGUCUGUCUAUACCUGUCUGUCUAUACCUGUCUGUCUAUACCCGUCUGUCUGGUUUAAUACCUGUCUAUACCUUUAUUUAUUUUAUUUAUUUAUUUUUAUUUCACCUUUAUUUAACCAGGUAAGCCAGUUGAGAACAAGUUCUCAUUUCCAACUGCGACCUGGCCAAGAUAAAGCAAAGCAGUGCGAUAAAAACAACAACACAGAGUUACAUAUGGGGUAAACAAAACAUAAAGUCAAAAAUACAACAGAAAAUCUAUAUACAAUGUGUGCAAAUGUAGCAAGUUAUGGAGGUUAGGCAAUAAAUAGGCUAUAGUGCAAAAUAAUUACAAUUAGUAUUAAUGUGCAAGAGAUGAUGUGCAAAUAGAGAUACUGGGGUGCAAAUUAGCAAAAUAAAUAACAAUAUAGGGAUGAGGUAGUUGGGCGGGCUAAUUUCAGAUGGGCUGUGUACAGGUGCAGUGAUCGGUAAGGCGCUCUGACAACUGAUGCUUAAAGUUAGUGAGGGAGAUAAGAGUCUCCAGCUUCAGAGAUUUUUGCAAUUGGUUCCAGUCAUUGGCAGCAGAGAACUGGAAGGAAUGGCGGCCAAAGGAGGUGUUGGCUUUGGGGAUGACCAGUGAGAUAUACCUGCUGGAGCGCAUACUACGGGUGGGUGCUGCUAUGGUGACCAAUGAGCUAAGAUAAGGCGAGGAUUUGCCUAGCAGUGAUUUAUAGAUGGCCUGGAGCCAGUGGGUUUGGCGACGAAUAUGUAGUGAGGACCAGCCAACAAGAGCGUACAGGUCACAGUGGUGGGUAGUGUAUGGGGCUUUGGAGACAAAACGGAUGGCACUGUGAUAGACUACAUCCAAUUUGCUGAGUAGAGUGUUGGAGGCUAUUUUGUAAAUGACAUCGCCGAAGUCAAGGAUCGGUAGGAUUGUCAGUUUUACGAGGGCAUGUUUGGCAGCAUGAGUGAAGGAGGCUUUGUUGCGAAAUAGGAAACCGAUUCUAGAUUUAACUUUGGAUUGGAGAUUCUUAAUGUGAGUCUGGAAGGAGAGUUUACAGUCUAACCAGACACCUAGAUAUUUGUAGUUGUCCACAUACUCUAGGUCAGACCCGUCGAGAGUAGUGAUUCUAGUCGGGUGGGCGAGUGCCAGCAGCGUUCGAUUGAAGAGCAUGCAUUUAGUUUUACUAGUGUUUAAGAGCAGUUGGAGGCUACUGAAGGAGUGUUGUAUGGCAUUGAAGCUCGUUUGGAGGUUUGUUAACACAGUGUCCAAUGAAGGGCCAGAUGUAUACAAAAUGGUGUCGUCUGCGUAGAGGUGGAUCUGAGAGUCACCAGCAGCAAGAGCGACAUCAUUGAUAUACACGGAGAAAAGAGUCGCCCCAAGAAUUGAACCCUGUGGCACCCCCAUAGAGACUGCCAUAGGUCCAGACAACAGGCCCUACGAUUUGACACAUUGAACUCUAUCUGAGAAGUAGUUGGUGAACCAGGCGAGGCAGUCAUUUGAGAAACCAAGGCUAUUUAGUCUGCCAAUAAGAAUGCGGUGGUUGACAGAGUCGAAAGCCUUGGCCAGGUCGAUGAAGACGGCUGCACAGUACUGUCUAUUAUCGAUCGCGGUUAUAAUAUCGUUUAGGACCUUGAGCGUGGCUGAAGUGCACCCAUGACCAGCUCGGAAACCGAGAAGGUACGGUGGGAUUCGAAAUGGUCGGUGAUCUGUUUGUUAACUUGGCUUUCAAAAACUUUCGAAAGGCAGGGCAGGAUGGAUAUAGGUCUGUAACAGUUUGGAUCUAGAGUGUCAUUCCCUUUGAAGAGGGGGAUGACCGCGGCAGCUUUCCAAUCUCUGGGGAUCUCAGACGUGACGAAAGAGAGGUUAACAGGCUAGUAAUAGGGGUUGCGACAAUUUCGGCGGCUAGUUUUAGAAAGAAAGGAUCCAGAUUGUCUAGCCCAGAUGAUUUGUAGGGGUCCAGAUUUUUCAGCUCUUUCAGAACAUCAGCUAUCUGAAUUUGUGUGAAGGAGAGAAGCGGGGGGGGGGGGGCAUGGGCAAGUUGCAGCAGAGGGUGCAGAGCUGGUGGCCGGGGUAGUGGUAGCCAGGUGGAAAGCAUGGCCAGCCGUAGCAAAAAUGCUUGUUUGAAAUUCUCGAUGGGCAGCUGGGAGGAAGUGCUCUUAUUCUCCAUGGACUUUACAGUGUCCCAAAACUUUUUGGAGUUAGUGCUACAGGAUGCACAUUUCUGUUUGAAAAAGUUAGCCUUUGCUUUCCUAACUGCUUGUGUAUAUUCGUUCCUAACUCCCUGAAAAGUUGCAUAUCGCGGGGGCUAUUUGAUGCAGUACAGCACAGGAUGUUUUUGUGCUGGUCAAGGGGCAGUCAAGUCUGAGGAGAACCAGGGGCUAUAUCUGUUCUUAGUUCUGUAUUUUUUUAAAGGGGCAUGUUUAUUUAAGAUUGAGAGGAAAUUACUUUUGAAGAACAACCAGGCAUCCUCUACUGACGGAAUGAGGUCAAUAUCCAUCCAGGAUACCUGGGCCAGGUCAAUUAGGAAGGCCUGCUCGCUGAAGUGUUUUAGGGAGCGUUUGACAGUGAUGAGGGGUGGUCGUUUGACCGCGGACCCGUUACGGACGCAGGCAAUAAGGCAGUGAUCGCUGAGAUCCUGGUUGAAGACAGCAGAGGUGUAUUUAGAGGGUAAGUUAGUCAGGAUGAUAUCUAUGAGGGUGCCCAUGUUUACGGAUUUAGGGUUGUUCCUGGUAGGUUCCUUGAUAAUUUGUGUGAGAUUGAGGGCAUCUAGUUUGGAUUGUAGGAUGGCCGGGGUGUUAAGCAUAUCCCAAUUUAGGUCACCAAGCAGUACGAACUCUGAGGAUAAAUGGGGGGGCAAUCAAUUCACAUAUGGGUGUCCAGGGGCACAGCUGGGGGCUGAGGGGGUCUGUAGCAAGCGGCAACAGUGAGAGACUUAUUUCUGGAAAGGUGGAUUUUUAGAAGUAGAAGCUCAAACUGUUUGGGCACAGACCUGGAUAGUAUGAUAGAGCUCUGCAGGCUAUCUCUACAGUAGAUUGCAACUCCACCCCCUUUGGCAGUUCUAUCUAGACAGAAAAUGUUAUAGUUGGGGAUGGAAAUUUCAGAAUUUUUGGUGGCCUUCCUAUGCCAGGAUUCAGACACUGCUAGAAUAUCAGGGUUGGCGGAGUGUGUUAACGCAGUGAAUAACUCAAACUUAGGAAGGAGGCUUCUGAUAUUAACGUGCAGAAAACCAAGGCUUUUACGGUUACAGAAGUCAACAAAUGAUAGCUCCUGGGGAGUAGGAGUGAUACUGGGGGCUGCAGGGCCUGGGUUAGCCUCUACAUCACCAGAGGAACAGAGGAGGACUAGAAUAAGGAUACGACUAAAGGCUUUAAGAACUGGUCUUCUAGUGCGUUGGGUACAGAGAAUAAAGGGGGCAGAUUUCCGGGCGUUGUAGAAAAGAUUCAGGGCAUUAUGUACAGAAAAGGAUAUGGAAGGAUAUGAGUACAGUUGAGGUAAACCUAAGCGUUGGGUAACAAUGAAAGAGAUAGCAUCACUGGAGGCACCGAUUGAGCCGGUCUCGGCGUGUAUGGAACAAAGGAACUAUUUGAGGCAGUUUGAGAGGGACUUGGGGUUCUACAGUGAAAUUGUAUAAUAAGAACUAACCCAAACAGCAAUAGGCUAGGCAUAUUGACAUGGGAGAGAGGCAUAAAGCAGUCACAGGUGUUAUUAGAGAGAGCUAAGACAACAACUGGUAAUGGCGAUAAAGUUUGGGCUGAGGCUAAACAGAAUAAACAGGACAGGGUACCGUGUAAAGGAACAGUCCAGCAGGCAUCAGCUGUGCAGCUGAGUGAUCAUAAGGUUCAGUGAACAGCAAUAUGUGAGUCCGAGAGCAGUUCAAAUUGGUGCUUCAGCACAGCGAGCAGGAAGCACAGUUGUAGUUUGCGUGUGCUAGCGGGCCGGGGCUAGCAGAUGGAUCUUCGUGGUCGUCGCAACGGGAAGCCUGUUGAAACCACAUCAGAUGAUUUCGUUGGCAAACCAGUCGUGUUGGAUCGGCGGGACUCAGUGUCAACACUAGGAGGUCCCGUCCGGUUGACUGAGAGGUAUAUAGCCGGGAGAUGGGCCUGAGGCUAGCUCAAGGCUAACUUGUGCUUGCUAAGGGGCAUUGGUAAUAAGCCAACAACAGGUUGCAGCUAGCUGGUUGCGAUGAUCCGGCGCUAGGGUCCAGUGAUUCCAGCAGAAAGUCCGAUAUGCUCUGGGUCGAUAGCAUGCUGUGCAGACUGGCCGACUAAUUGUCCAGGCAAGAGCUAGAGCUGGCUGGUGGGUAGUGCAGGCCACGGACAAUGGUGAAGACGCAGAUAGACUAGUUUCAUCUUAAGGUUCUUGAUAAAAGUUAUAAAGAAAUAAUAGAAUCCUUUACACGUUGGGUGAGGCGAAUUGCAGGAAAGUAUAUUUAGGUAAAGAAUGAAAAGUAAAAUUGAGAAAUAUAUACAAAAUAGACAAAAACCAAGAAACUGGCUAUUUACUAGGACACAGAAAAAAACAUGACCACACUGCUACGCCAUCUUGGAAUAAAUACCUGUCUGUCUGGUUUAAUACCUGUCUGUCUGGUUUAAUACCUGUCUGUCUGGUUUAAUACCUGUCUGUCUGGGUUAAUACCUGUCUGUCUGGUUUAAUACCUGUCUGUCUGGGUUAAUACCUGUCUGUCUGGUUUAAUACCUGUCUGUCUGGUUUAAUACCUGUCUGUCUGGUUUAAUACCUGUCUGUCUGGUUUAAUACCUGUCUGUCUAUAACUGUCUGUCUGCUUUAAUACCUGUCUGUCUGGUUUAAUACCUGUCUGUCUAUAACUGUCUGUCUGCUUUAAUACCUGUCUGUCUGGGUUAAUACCUGUCUCUCUGGUUUAAUACCUGUCCUUCUAGGUUAAAACCUGUCUGUGUCAAUGCCUGUCUGUGUCGAUUAAUACCUGUCUGUCUGGGUUAAUACCUGUCUGUCUGGGUUAAUACCUGUCUGUCUGGGUUAAUACCUGUCUGUCUGGUUUAAUACCUGUCUGUCUGGUUUAAUACCUGUCUGUCUGGUUUAAUACCUGUCUGUCUGGGUUAAUACCUGUCUGUCUGGGUUAAUACCUGUCUGUCUGGUUUAAUACCUGUCUGUGUGGGUUAAUACCUGUCUGUCUGGUUUAAUACCUGUCUGUCUGGUUUAAUACCUGUCUGUGUGGGUUAAUACCUGUCUGUCUGGUUUAAUACCUGUCUGUGUGGGGUUAAGGUGCUUUGUGUUGCUACUUCUUCCACACUGACACAGACAGACAGACAACUAAAAUCUACAUGUCAAAUCAAAUCAAAUCAAAUCAAAUUUUAUUGGUCACAUGCGCCGAAUACAACAGGUGCAGACAUUACAGUGAAAUGCUUACUUACAGCCCUUAACCAACAGUGCAUUUAUUUUAAACAAAAAAAGUAAAAAUAAAACAACAACAACAAAAAAAAGUGUUGAGAAAAACAAGAGCAGAAGUAAAAUAAAGUGACAGUAGGGAGGCUAUAUAUACAGGGGGGUACCGUUGCAGAGUCAAUGUGCGGGGCACCGGCUAGUUGAGGGUAGUUGAGGUAAUAUGUACAUGUGGGUAGAGUUAAAGUGACUAUGCAUAAAUACUUAACAGAGUGGCAGCAGCGUAAAAAGGAUGGGGUGGGGGGGCAGUGCAAAUAAUCCGGGUAGCCAUGAUUAGCUGUUCAGGAGUCUUAUGGCUUGGGGGUAGAAGCUGUUGAGAAGUCUUUUGGACCUAGACUUGGCACUCCGGUACCGCUUGCCGUGCGGUAGCAGAGAGAACAGUCUAUGACUAGGGUGGCUGGAGUCUUUGACAAUUUUGAGGGCCUUCCUCUGACACCGCCUGGUAUAGAGGUCCUGGAUGGCAGGAAGCUUUGCCCCAGUGAUGUACUGGGCCGUACGCACUACCCUCUGUAGUGCCUUGCGGUCGGAGGCCAAGCAGUUGCCAUACCAGGCGGUGAUGCAACCAGUCAGGAUGCUCUCGAUGGUGCAGCUGUAGAAUUUUUUGAGGAUCUGAGGACCCAUGCCAAAUCUUUUUAGUCUCCUGAGGGGGAAUAGGCUUUGUCGUGCCCUCUUCACGACUAUCUUGGUGUGUUUGGACCAUGAUAGUUCGUUGGUGAUGUGGACACCAAGGAACUUGAAGCUCUCAACCUGUUCCACUACAGCCCCGUCGAUGAGAAUGGGGGCGUGCUCAGUCCUCUUUUUUUUCCUGUAGUCCACAAUCAUCUCCUUUGUCUUGGUCACGUUGAGGGAGAGGUUGUUGUCCUGGCACCACACGGCCAGAUCUCUGACCUCCUCCCUAUAGGCUGUCUCAUCGUUGUCGGUGAUCAGGCCUACCACUGUUGUGUCGUCGGCAAACUUAAUGAUGGUGUUGGAGUCGUGCCUGGCCAUGCAGUCAUGGGUGAACAGAGAGUACAGGAGGGGACUGAGCACGCACCCCUGAGGGGCCCCCGUGUUGAGGAUCAGUGUGGCAGAUGUGUUGUUACCUACCCUUACCACCUGGGGGCGGCCCGUCAGGAAGUCCAGGAUCCAGUUGCAGAGGGAGGUGUUUAGUCCCAGGAUCCUUAGCUUAGUGAUGAGCUUAGAGGGCACUAUGGUGUUGAAUGCUGAGCUGUAGUCAAUGAAUAGCAUUCUCACGUAGGUGUUCCUCUUGUCCAGGUGGGAAAGGGCAGUGUGGAGUGCAAUAGAGAUUGCAUCAUCUGUGGAUCUGUUGGGGCGGUAUGCAAAUUGGAGUGGGUCUAGGGUUUCUGGGAUAAUGCUGUUGAUGUGAGCCAUGACCAGCCUUUCAAAGCACUUCAUGGCUACAGACGUCAGUGCUACGGGUCGGUAGUCAUUUAGGCAGGUUAUCUUAGAGUCCUUGGGCACGGGGACUAUGGUGGUCUGCUUGAAACAUGUUGGUAUUACAGACUCAGUCAGGGACAUGUUGAAAAUGUCAGUGAAGACACUUGCCAGUUGGUCAGCACAUGCUCGGAGUACACGUCCUGGUAAUCCGUCUGGCCCUGCGGCCUUGUGAAUGUUGACCUGCUUAAAAGUCUUACUCACAUCGGCUGCGGAGAGCGUGAUCACAUAGUCAUCCGGAACAGCUGGUGCUCUCAUGCAUGCUUCAGUGUUGCUUGCCUCGAAGCGAGCAUAGAAGUGGUUUAGCUCGUCUGGUAGGCUUGUGUCACUGGGCAGCUCGCGGCUGUGCUUCCCUUUGUAGUCUGUAAUAGUUUUCAAGCCCUGCCACAUCCGACGAGCGUCAGAGCCAGUGUAGUACGAUUCAAUCUUAGACCUGUAUUGACUCUUUGCCUGUUUGAUGGUUCGUCGGAGGUCAUAGCGGGAUUUCUUAUAAGCGUCCGGGUUAGAGUCCCGUUCCUUGAAAGCGGCAGCUCUAUCCUUUAGCUCAGUGCGGAUGUUUCCUGUAAUCCAUGGCUUCUGGUUGGGGUAUGUACGUACGGUCACUGUGGGGACGACAUCAUCGAUGCACUUAUUGAUGAAGCCAGUGACUGAUGUGGUGUACUCCUCAAUGCUGUCUGAAGAAUCCCGGAACAUAUUCCAGUCUGUGCUAGCAAAACAGUCCUGUAGCUUAGCAUCUGCGUCAUCUGACCACUUUUUUAUUAACCAAGUCACUGGUGCUUCCUGCUUUAGUUUUUGCUUAUAAGCAGGAAUCAGGAGGAUAGAGUUAUGGUCAGAUUUGCCAAAUGGAGGGCGAGGGAGAGCUUUGUAUGCGUCUCUGUGUGUGGAGUAAAGGUGGUCUAGAGUUUUUUUCCCUCUGGUUGCACAUUUAACAUGCUGGUAGAAAUUAGGUAGAACGGAUUUAAGUUUCCCUGCAUUAAAGUCCCCGGCCACUAGGAGCGCUGCAUCUGGAUGAGCGUUUUCCUGUUGAUUAAUGGCCUUGUACAACUCAUUCAGUGCAAUCUUAAUGCCAGCAUUGGUUUGUGGUGGUAAAUAGACAGCUAUGAAAAAUAUAGAUGAAAACUCUCUUGGUAAAUAGUGUGGUCUACAGCUUAUCAUAAGAUACUCUACCUCAGGCGAGCAAAACCUCGAGACUUCCUUAGUAUUUGAUUUUGUGCACCAGCUGUUGUUUACAAAUAUACACAGACCGCCACCCCUUGUCUUACCGGAGUCAGCCGUUCUGUCCUGCCGAUGUAGCGUAUAGCCUGCUAGCUGAAUGUUAUCAUUGUCGUCGUUCAGCCACGACUCGGUGAAACAUAAUAUAUUACAGUUUUUAAUGUCCCGUUGGUAGGAUAACCGUAAUCUUAAGUCGUCCACUUUAUUUUCAAAAGAUUGAACGUUGGCUAAUAGGAUUGAUGGAAGAGGCAGUUUACUCGCUCGCCGUCGGAUCCUUACGAGGCACCCCGAUCUCCGUCCACGAUAUCUCCGUCUCUUCCUCACGCGAAUGACGGGGAUUUGGGCCUUUUCGGGUGUCUGUAUGAUAUCCUUCGCGGCCGCCUCGUUGAAGAAAAAAUCUUCGUCCAAUACGAGGUGAGUAAUCGCUGUCCUGAUAUCCAGAAGCUCUUUUUGGUUAUAAGAGACGAUGGCAGAAACAUUAUGUACAAAAUAAAUUACAAAUAACGCGGAAAAACACACAUAAUAGUACAAUUGGUUAGAGGGCUGUAAAACGGCAGCCAUCUUCUCCGGCGCUGUUCUCCCAUUUGGUAGAAUGAGACCAAGGUAGUGUGUGUGUGUGUGUGUGUGUGUGUGUGUGUGUGUGUGAAACCAACGUAAUGCCAUGAUUUUGUUAGCCUGCUGAGCUAAAGCCAAGACAGACAGACAGACAGACAGGCAUGGCAUCGGCAUGUAAUCCCUCUCAAUCUCAACACAAUGACACGCUCUCCUUUUCUCGCGUUGAAUAUAAUGGUACUCAAUGUAGAGUCCUCAAACUGACCAUGCACAUUAUGUCCAUCAGGUGUAUAACUGACCAUGUUGUGUGUGUAUCUCCCCAGGUGUUGAAGCCGUGGCAUGAAGGGGACCAGGUGUGGUUAGGCUGGUCCCAGUCUGUAAAGGUUAGGGUCACCAGAGAGCUGCUCAUUAAACUGCUGUCUCAUAAAAUCACCUUCAAAAUCUGGGACACCAAGGACAGAUGCUCUGCUAAGGCCAGGUAUGGUACCACAGAUUAUAGACUAAGGCCAGGUAUUGUACCACAGAUUAUAGACUAAGGCCAGGUAUUGUACCACAGAUUUAUAACUAAGGCCAGGUAUUGUCCCACAGAUUUUUAAGACUAAGGCCAGGUAUUGUACCACAGAUUAUAGACUAAGGCCAGGUAUUGUACCACAGAUUAUAGACUAAGGCCAGGUAUUGUACCACAGAUUAUAGACUAAGCCCAGGUAUUGUACCACAGAUUAUAGACUAAGGCCAGGUAUUGUACCACAGAUUAUAGACUAAGGCCAGGUAUUGUACCACAGAUUAUGACUAAGGCCAGGUAUUGUACCACAAUUAUAGACUAGGCCAGGUAUUGUACCACAGAUUAUAGACAAAGCCAGGUAUUGUACCACAGAUUUAGACUAAGGCCAGGUAUUGUCCCACAGAUUAUAGACUAAGCCCAGGUAUUGAAACCACGAUUAUAGACUAAGGCCAGGUAUUGUAACACAUAUUAUGACUAAAGGCCAGGUAUUGUACCACAGAUUAUAACUAAGGCCGGGUAUUGUACCACAGAUUUAGACAAAGGCCGGGUAUUGUACCCCCAGAUUAUAGACUAGGCCAGGUAUUGUCCCAAACAGAUUAUAGACUAAGGCCAGUAUUGUACCACGAUUAUAGACAAAGGGCCAGGUAUUGUACCACAAUUAUAGACUAAGCCCAGGUAUUGUACCACAGAUUAUAGACAAAGGGCCAGGUAUUGUACCACAGAUUAUAGACUAAGGCCAGGUAUUGUACCACAGAUUAUGACUAUAAGGCCAGUAUUGUACCACAGUUUAAAUAGACAAGGCCAGGUAUUGUCCACAGAUUAUAGACUAAGCCCAGGUUUGUACCACAGAUUAUAGACUAAGGCCAGGUAUUGUACCACAGAUUAUAGACUAAGGCCAGGUAUGGUAACACAGAUUAUAGACUAAGGCCAGGUAUUGUACCACAGAUUAUAGACUAAGGCCGGUAUUGUACCACAGAUUAUGGACUAAGGCCAGGUAUUGUACCACAGAUAUAGACUAAGGCCGGUAUUGUACACAGAUUAUAGACUAAGGCCAGGUAUUGUACCACAGAAUAUAGACCAAGGCCAGGUAUUGUACCACAGAUUAUAGACUAAGGCCAGGUAUUGUACCACAGAUUAUAGACUAAGAACAGGUAUUGUACCACAUAUUAUAGAACUAAGGCCAGGUAUUGCACCACAGAUUAUAGACUAAGGCCAGGUAUUGUACCACAGAUUAUAGAACUAAGGCCAGGUAUUGAACCACAGAUUAUAGAACUAAGGUCACGUAUUGUACCUCAGAUUAUGGACUAAGGCCAGGUAUUGUACCACAGAUUAUAGACUAAGGCCAGGUAUUGUACCACAGAGUAUGGACUAAGGCCAGGUAUUGUACCACAGAUUAUAGACUAAGGCCAGGUAUUGUACCACAGAUUAUAGAACUAAGGCCAGGUAUUGUACCACAGAUUAUAGACUAAGGCCAGGUAUUGUACCACAGAUUAUAGACUAAGGCCAGGUAUUGUACCACAGAUUAUAGAACUAAGGCCAGGUAUUGUACCACAUAUUAUAGACUAAGGCCAGGUAUUGUACCACAGAGUAUGGACUAAGGCCAGGUAUUGUACCACAGAUUAUAGAACUAAGGCCAGUUAUUGUACCACAGAUUAUAGACUAAGGCCAGGUAUUGUACCACAGAUUAUAGACUAAGGCCAGGUAUUGUACCACAGAUUAUAGACUAAGGCCAGGUAUUGUACCACAGAUUAUAGACUAAGGCCAGGUAUUGUACCACAGAUUAUAGACUAAGGCCAGGUAUUGUACCACAGAUUAUGGACUAAGGCCAGGUAUUGUACCACAGAUUAUAGAACUAAGGCCAGUUAUUGUACCACAGAUUAUAGACUAAGGCCAGGUAUUGUACCACAGAGUAUGGACUAAGCGCUCAAUUCAAUCUGGAGCUCUGAAGAACUGCAUUACAGCACGUUACACAUUUUAAGGCAAUGUUCCUGCAUUAGCGGUAAAUGCUGCAUAUCUCGGUUCAAUAUGAAAUUUACUUUAGAUUUCAAUCGCGCUAUAACGCUGAACUUUAGCGAUACGGAUUGAAUUGAGCCCUAACAAUGAAUAAGUAUGUAAACCCGGGAAUCAAUGCAAGUGUGGAUCAAAGUGUCUGCUUGCUUAUUUAUUGAUCCAGAUAUGACCGACCCAAAGCCUUCCAGCUGCCACAGGCUAAACCAGGGGAAGACCAAGACCUAGGUAAGAGCUGCGGUUUUAACCCGUUUUAACUUCUAAUGACAUCACUGGGAAUCAUUUACAUUUCCAAAACUCAGAUAGCUGUGUGUUAGAUUUGUUUUGGCCCAAUCAGAGGUUCAACAGUGUAUUAGUGUUCAGUUGUCAAUAUUGUGUUAUACUGAUGUUGUGCUGUCUGACAAUUUGGCUGUCUGGCUGGAGAAUAUGUUCAUGUUAAUAACUGUCUUCUGAUGUCUGGCUGGAGAAUAUGUUCAUGUUAAUAACUGUCUUCUGAUGUCUGGCUGGAGAAUAUGUUCAUGUUAAAAACUGUCUUCUGAUGUCUGGCUGGAGAAUAUGUUCUUUUAAUAAGUGUCUUCUGAUGUCUGGCUGGAGAAUAUGUUCAUGUAAUACUGUCUUCUGAGUCUGGCUGGAAGAAUAUUUUCAUUUUAAUAAGUGUCUUCUGAUGUCUGGCUGGAGAAUAGUUCAUGUUAAUAACUGUCUUCUGAUGUCUGGCUGGAGAAUAUGUUCAUGUUAAUAAUGUCUUCUGAUGUCUGGUUGGAGAAUGUGUUUCAUUUUAAAUAACUGCCCUUCUGAUGUCUGGCUGGAGAAUAUGUUCAUGUAAUAACUGUCUUCUGAUGUCUGGCGGGAGAAUAUGUUCAUGUUAAUAACUGUCUUCUGAUGUCGGGGCUGGAGAAUGUGUUCAUUUUAAAUAACUGUCUUCUGAGUCUGGCUGGAGAAUAUGUUCAUGUUAAUAACUGUCUUCUGAUGUCUGGCUGGAGAAUGUGUUCAUGUUAAUAACUGUCUUCUGAUGUCUGGCUGGAGAAUAUGUUCAUGUUAAUAACUGUCUUCUGAUGUCUGGCUGGAGAAUGUGUUCAUGUUAAUAACUGUCUUCUGAUGUCUGGCUGGAGAAUAUGUUCAUGUUAAUAACUGUCUUCUGAUGUCUGGCUGGAGAAUAUGGUCAUGUUAAUAACUGUCUUCUGAUGUCUGGCUGGAGAAUAUGUUCAUGUUAAUAACUGUCUUCUGAUGUCUGGCUGGAGAAUAUGUUCAUGUUAAUAACUGUCUUCUGAUGUCUGGCUGGAGAAUAUGUUCAUGUUAAUAACUGUCUUCUGAUGUCUGGCUGGAGAAUAUGUUCAUGUUAAUAACUGUCUUCUGAUGUCUGGCUGGAGAAGUAAUUGUUCAUGUUAAUAAUAACUGUCCUUCUGAUGUCUGGCUGGAGAAUAUGUUCAUGUUAAUAACUGUCUUCUGAUGUCUGGCUGGAGAAUAUGUUCAUGUUAAUAAACUGUCUUCUGAUGUCUGGCUGGAGAAUAUGUUCAUGUUAAUAACUGUCUUCUGAUGUCUGGCUGGAGAAUAUGUUCAUGUUAAUAACGUCUUCUGAUGUCUGGCUGGAGAAUGUGUUCAUGUUAAUAACUGUCUUCUGAUGUCUGGCUGGAGAAUGUGUUCAUGUUAAUAACUGUCUUCUGAUGUCUGGCUGGAGAAUAUGUUCAUGUUAAUAACUGUUUUGAGGUAUCUAUCUGAUGUCUUGCUAGAGAAUCAGAAUGUGUUCAUGUUAAUAACUGUUUUGAGGUAUCUAUCUGAUGUCUUGCUAGAGAAUCAGAAUGUGUUCAUGUUAAUAACUGUUUUGAGGUAUCUAUCUGAUGUCUUGCUAGAGAAUCAGAAUGUGUUCAUGUUAACAACUGUUUUGAGGUAUCUAUCUGAUGCUAGGAGUAAGCCCAGACUGUGAGGCAGCCAGAGGUAAUCAAUAAUCAAUCUCCAUCUGAUGCUUAGCUAAGCAUCGACAUAAUAUGAUUCCGAACUUACAGUCGCUGUGCGCUUCCCUGUAAGUUGGUUUUGGCAGGCUGCUUUGAUCAGGCCACCGCAGAGCCGGAGUGAGAUAUGUACCGCAGAGCCGGAGUGAGAUAUGUACCGCAGAGCCGGAGUGAGAUAUGUACCUCAGAGCCGGAGUGAGAUAUGUACCUCAGAGCCGGAGUGAGAUAUGUACCUCAGAGCCGGAGUGAGAUAUGUACCUCAGAGCCGGAGUGAGAUAUGUACCUCAGAGCCGGAGUGAGAUAUGUACCUCAGAGCCGGAGUGAGAUAUGUACCUCAGAGCCGGAGUGAGAUAUGUACCUCAGAGCCGGAGUGAGAUAUGUACCUCAGAGCCGGAGUGAGAUAUGUACCGCAGAGCCGGAGUGAGAUAUGUACCUCAGACUGCCUUGUACUACUAAUUCACCCAUUUACCUAAAUACAUAGAGAAGUGUAGAGUCUUAGCUAUCACCCAUUUACCUAAAUACAUAGAGAAGUGUAGAGUCUAAAUACAUAGAGAAGUGUAGAGUCUUAGCUAUUAUUACUAAGACUCCUAAUAGAAGGAAGUGAACUGGAGCUUCACAUUUACUAAAGCUAGUUAGUACAAGAAUAACAUAGAGCAACACUGAGCAUUACCAAGGGCGCUCCGCUCUUAAAGGGGACAUCAGUAAUUAACAGAACAUAACGUUCCUUCUCUUAUACGAUCAGAGUUACUUUUACCAAACAUCUCCCAGAACUUGUUGUAGUUAUUUUGCAUCUUGAUUUGAACUUGAACAGUCUUAGUUUUUGUUUGUGUUUGUUUAUAAGUCCAGUCUGUCUGGUGGACGGUGCCUUCGUUCCGGGUAGCGCCUUGGAAUGUCUGGAGGCUCCUGUACAUCCUUAGUGUGUGCUUUCUCCAUUAUAGUUUCUGCUAUAGCAGCACCUUCAUCAACACCUUCAUCCACACCUUCAUCCACACCUUCAUCCACACGUUCCCUUCUUUCAGCCUGGGGUCUCUGGACUGCCCCACCUUCAUCCACACAUUCCCUUCUUUCAGCCUGGGGUCUCUGGACUGCCCCACUGUCCUCUACAGUUUCCUGUGUGUCUUGUUUCAGCCUGGGGUCUCUGUACUGCCCCACCGUCCUCUACAGUUUCCUGUGUGUCUUGUUUCAGCCUGGGGUCUCUGUACUGCCCCACAGUCCUCUACAGUUUCCUGUGUGUCUUGUUUCAGCCUGGGGUCUCUGUACUGCCCCACCGUCCUCUACAGUUUCCUGUGUGUCUUGUUUCAGCCUGGGGUCUCUGUACUGCCCCACUGUCCUCUACAGUUUCCUGUGUGUCUUGUUUCAGCCUGGGGUCUCUGUACUGCCCCACUGUCCUCUACAGUUUCCUGUGUGUCUUGGUUUCAGCCUGGGGUCUCUGUACUGCCCCACCGUCCUCUACAGUUUCCUCUGUGUCUUGUUUUCAGCCUGGGGUCUCUGUACUGCCCCACUGUCCUCUACAGUUUCCUGUGUGUCUUGUUUUUCAGCCUGGGGUCUCUGUACUGCCCCUCCGUCCUCUACAGUUUCCUGUGUGUCUUGUUUCAAGCCUGGGGUCUCUGUACUGCCCCCACCGUCCUCUACAGUUUCCUGUGUGUCUUGUUUCAGCCUGGGGUCUCUGGACUGCCCCACCUUCAUCCACACGUUCCCUUCUUUCAGCCUGGGGUCUCUGUACUGCCCCCACUGUCCUCUACGUUUCCUGUGUGUCUUGUUUCAUGCCUUGGGGUCUCUGGACUGCCCCAACCGUCCUCUACAGUUUUUCCUGUGGUGUCCUUGUUUCAGCCUGGGGUCUCUGUACUGCCCCACAGUCCUCUACAGUUUCCUGUGUGUCUUGUUCAUCAGCCUGGGGUCUCUGAAUGCCCCUCCGUCCUCUACAGUUUCCUGUGUGUCUUGUUUCAGCCUGGGGUCUCUGGACUGCCCCACCGCCUCUACAGUUUCCUCUGUGUCUUGUUCAGCCUGGGUCUCUGUACCUGCCCCACCGUCCUCUACAUUUUCCUCUGUGUCUUGUUUCAGCCUGGGGUCUCUGUACUGCCCCACCGUCCUCUACAGUUUCCUCUGUGUCUGUUUCAAGCCUGGGGUCUCUGUACUGCCCCACCGUCCUCUACAGUUUCGUGUUCUUGUUUUCAGCCUGGGGUCUCUGUACUGCCCCACGUCCUCUACAGUUUCCUUGUGGUUUGUUCUUGUUCCCCCCUCCAAACCUUUGGGGUCCCUUUUUUAAAUGCCCCACCGUCCUCUACAUUUCCUGUGUGUCUUGUUUCAGCCUGGGGUCUCUGUACUGCCCCACCGUCCUCUACAGUUUCCUCUGUGUCUUGUUUCAGCCUGGGUCUCUGUACUGCCCCACCGUCCUCUACAGUUUCCUUUUGGUCUUGUUUCAGCCUGGGGUCUCUGGACUGCCCCACCGUCCUCUACAGUUUCCUCUGUGUCUUGUUUCAGCCUGGGGUCUCGGGACUGCCCCACCGUCCUCUACAGUUUUUCCCGUGUGUCUUGUUUCAGCCUGGGGGCUCUGUACUGCCCCCCCCGUCCUCUACAGUUUCCUUUGUCUUUUUCAGCCUGGGGUCUCUGUUACUGCCCCCGUCCUCUACCGUGUCCUGUGUGUCUUGUUUCAGCCUGGGGUCUCUGUACUGCCCCACCGUCCUCUACAUUUCCUCUGUGUCUUGUUUCAGCCUGGGGUCUCUGUACUGCCCACCGUCCUCUACCAGUUUCCCUGUGUGUCUUGUUUUCAAGCCUGGUGUCUCUGUACUGCCCACCGUCCUCUACAGUUUCCUGUGUGUCUGUUUCGCCUGGGGUCUCUGUACUGCCCCACCGUCCUCUACAGUUUCCUGUGUGUCUUGUUUCAAGCCUGGGUCUCUGGACUGCCCACCGUCCUCUACAGUUUCCUCUGUGUCGUGUUUCAGCCUGGGUCUCUGUUACUGCCCACCGUCCUCUACAGUUUUCCUCUGUGUCUUGUUUCAGCCUGGGGUCUCUGUACUGCCCCACCAGUCCUCUACCAGUUUCCUCCUGCUGUGCGUUCUGUUUCCAGCCUGGGGUCUCCUGUAACUGCCCCACCGUCCUCUAUACAGUUUCCUGGUUUUUCAGCCUGGGGUCUCUGGACUGCCCCACCGUCCUCUACAGUUUCCUGUGUGUCUUGUUUCAGCCUGGGGUCUCUGUACUGCCCCACUGUCCUCUACAGUUUCCUGUGUGUCUUGUUUCAGCCUGGGGUCUCUGUACUGCCCCACCGUCCUCUACAGUUUCCUGUGUGUCUUGUUUCAGCCUGGGGUCUCUGGACUGCCCCACCGUCCUCUACAGUUUCCUGUGUGUCUUGUUUCAGCCUGGGGUCUCUGUACUGCCCCACUGUCCUCUACAGUUUCCUGUGUGUCUUGUUUCAGCCUGGGGUCUCUGUACUGCCCCACCGUCCUCUACAGUUUCCUGUGUGUCUUGUUUCAGCCUGGGGUCUCUGUACUGCCCCACUGUCCUCUACAGUUUCCUGUGUGUCUUGUUUCAGCCUGGGGUCUCUGUACUGCCCCACCGUCCUCUACAGUUUCCUGUGUGUCUUGUUUCAGCCUGGGGUCUCUGUACGCCCCUCCGUCCUCUACAGUUUCCUGUGUGUCUUGUUUCCAGCCUGGGGUCUCUGUACUGCCCCACAGUCCUCUACAGUUUCCUGUGUGUCUUGUUUCAGCCUGGGGUCUCUGUACUGCCCCACAUCCUCUACAGUUUCCUGUGUGUCUUGUUUCAGCCUGGGGUCUCUGUACUGCCCACCGUCCUCUACAGUUUCCUGUUGUCUUUUUCAGCCUGGGGUCUCUGUACUGCCCCACUGUCCCUCUACAGUUUUUCCUGUGUGUCUUGUUUCAGCCUGGGGUCUCUGUACUGGCCCCACCGUCCUCUACAGUUUCCUGUGUGUCUUGUUUCAGCCUGGGGUCUCUGUACUGCCCCACCGUCCUCUACAGUUUUCCUGUGUGUCUGUUUCCGCCUGGGGUCCUGGACUGCCCCACCGUCCUCUACAGUUUCCUGUGUGUUGUUUCACCUGGGGUCUCUGUACUGCCCCACCGUCCUCUACAGUUUUCCUGUGUGUCUUGUUUCAUGCCUGGGGUCUCUGUACUGCCCCACCGUCCUCUACAGUUUCCUCUGUGUCUUGUUUCAGCCUGGGGUCUCUGUACUGCCCCACCGUCCUCUACAGUUUCCUCUGUGUCUUGUUUCAGCCUGGGGUCUCUGGACUGCCCCACCGUCCUCUACAGUUUCCUCUGUGUCUUUGUUUCAGCCUGGGGUCUCUGUACUGCCCCACCGUCCUCUACAGUUUCCUCUGUGUCCUUGUUUCCAGCCUGGGGUCUCUGUACUGCCCCACAGUCCUCUACAGUUUCCUGUGUGUCUUGUUUCAGCCUGGGGUCUCUGUACUGCCCCACCGUCCUCUACAGUUUCCUGUGUGUCUUGUUUCAGCCUGGGGUCUCUGUACUGCCCCACAGUCCUCUACAGUUUCCUGUGUGUCUUGUUUCAGCCUGGGGUCUCUGUACUGCCCCACAGUCCUCUACAGUUUCCUGUGUGUCUUGUUUCAGCCUGACAUGCAAAGCGAAUUGGCCCAUCGUCACGAAGCUGCCCACACCCUUCCACACUUUCUUGUUCUGAACGUCCUGACGGGUGGGAAGGGUGUGGGCAGCUUCGUGACGAUGGGCCAAUUCGCUUUGCAUGGCCUAGUGCCCCGGGUGGGUGGAGAUUUCACUUAAGAACCAAUGGAAUAGUCUAGUAUGUGCAACCUCCGCGCCCACCCGGAGCACCAGGCCAUGUGCAACCUCCGCGCCCACCCGGAGCACCAGGCCAUGUGCAAACUCCGCGCCCACCCGGAGCACCAGGCCAUGUGCAACCUCCGCGCCCACCCGGAGCACCAGGCCAUGUGCAACCUCCACGCCCACCCGGAGCACCAGGCCAUGUGCAACCUCCGCGCCCACCCGGAGCACCAGGCCAUGUGCAACCUCCGCGCCCACCCGGAGCACCAGGCCAUACAAAAUGAACUGGCCCAACGACCAGAGUUACACCACUGCUAGAAGGAGCCAGAUCUCUCACAGGAUGUAACAAUAUGAAGCAUCUGUAUAUAGAACGUCUGUAGGAGAAGAUAUUAAUAUUGUAGCAUGGUUUGAGAUCCAUGCUGAUUGAAUAGGGAGCUAGGAGAAUCUGCUUUAAUAUUGUAGCAUGGUUUGAGAUCCAUGCUGAUUGAAGAGGGAGCUACAACAAUGACACCCAAAUAUAAAAACAUUCAACUAAAUAAUGAGGGUUUCUGCCAGUCUAAUCCAGGUGUAGAUUACAUCACACGUUCCAGUGUUUGAACUAUCAGGAUUUCAGAUGAAAAUCUCUGCUUUAAGGUGGGACAAAGAGCAUGGUGUACAAGUUGAGAAUUAUGUUUGAGAAGAAGAAUCCCAGGACCAGAUCGUCCAAUAAGAGAGAAGAUGCCUUGUCCAUGGACUUCAAGAGGUUCUCUGAGCUCCACUGUGCUACAGGUAAACCAGUAUCCUAUACACCAGGGUUCUUCAAUUCCGGUCCUGGAGGGCCGAAACACUUCCUGGUAGUUGGAGGUUGGAGGGCCUAAACACUUCCUGGUAGUUAAUUGCACUCACCUGGUGUCCCAGGUCUGAAUUAGCCCCUGACUAGAAGGAGAGGAUGAAAUACAGAGGUGUUUCGGCCCUCCAGGACCGGAAUUGAAGAACCCUGCUAUACACCAUAUAUUCACCAGUAUCCAUAAUGUGUUCAGAAAGUAGAACAGAACAGUGGAUCAGUACCAUAAUGUGUUCAGAAAGUAGAACAGAACAGUGGAUCAGUACCAUAAUGUGUUCAGAAAGUAGAACGGAACAGUGGAUCAGUACCAUAAUGUGUUCAGAAAGUAGAACAGAACAGUGGAUCAGUACCAUAAUGUGUUCAGAAAGUAGAACAGAACAGUGGAUCAGUACCGUAAUGUGUUCAGAAAGUAGAACAGUACAAUGGAUCAGUACCAUAAUGUGUUCAGAAAGUAGAACAGUACAAUGGAUCAGUACCAUAAUGUGUUCAGAAAGUAGAACAGAACAGUGGACUUCACAUGUUAUGGUGUCAGAAAUAAAGCAAACCCUUCUAAAGGAUCAAUCCACAUGAAAUCAAAUAGGAGUAGCCAUGAAGACAAUACAAUGUUAACAUUACCCACCAGUUGAGCCCAUAGCCAACAGUAUAACAUGUUAACAUUACCCACCAAUACAUAGCCAACAGUAUAACAUGUUAACAUUACCCACCAGUUGAGCCCAUAGCCUACAGUAUAACAUGUUAACAUUACCCACCAGUUGAGCCCAUAGCCUACAGUAUAACAUGUUAACAUUACCCACCAGUUGAGCCCAUAGCCUACAGUAUAACAUGUUAACAUUACCCACCAGUUGAAUCCAUAGCCUACAGUAUAACAUGUUAACAUUACCCACCAGUUGAAUCCAUAGCCUACAGUAUAACAUGUUAACAUUACCCACCAGUUGAGCCCAUAGCCUACAGUAUAACAUGUUAACAUUACCCACCAGUUGAAUCCAUAGCCUACAGUAUAACAUGUUAACAUUACCCACCAGUUGAGCCCAUAGCCUACAGUAUAACAUGUUAACAUUACCCACCAGUUGAAUCCAUAGCCUACAGUAUAACAUGUUAACGUUACCCACCAGUUGAAUCCAUAGCCAACAGUAUAACAUGUUAACAUUACCCACCAGUUGAAUCCAUAGCCAACAGUAUAACAUGUUAACAUUACCCACCAGUUGAAUCCAAGGCCUACAGUAUAACAUGUUAACAUUACCCACCAGUUGAAUCCAUAGCCUACAGUAUAACAUGUUAACAUUACCCACCAGUUGAGCCCAUAGCCUACAGUAUAACAUGUUAACAUUACCCACCAGUUGAAUCCAAGGCCUACAGUAUAACAUGUUAACAUUACCCACCAGUUGAGCCCAUAGCCUACAGUAUAACAUGUUAACAUUACCCACCAGUUGAAUCCAUAGCCAACAGUAUAACAUGUUAACAUUACCCACCAGUUGAGCCCAUAGCCUACAGUAUAACAUGUUAACAUUACCUACCAGUUGAAUCCAUAGCCUACAGUAUAACAUGUUAACGUUACCCACCAGUUGAAUCCAAGGCCUACAGUAUAACAUGUUAACAUUACCCACCAGUUGAGCCCAUAGCCUACAGUAUAACAUGUUAACAUUACCCACCAGUUGAAUCCAAGGCCUACAGUAUAACAUGUUAACAUUACCCACCAGUUGAAUCCAUAGCCUACAGUAUAACAUGUUAACAUUACCCACCAGUUGAGCCCAUAGCCAACAGUAUAACAUGUUAACAUUACCCACCAGUUGAGCCCAUAGCCUACAGUAUAACAUGUUAACAUUACCCACCAGUUGAGCCCAUAGCCUACAGUAUAACAUGUUAACAUUACCCACCAGUUGAGCCCAUAGCCUACAGUAUAACAUGUUAACAUUACCCACCAGUUGAAUCCAUAGCCUACAGUAUAACAUGUUAACAUUACCCACCAGUUGAGCCCAUAGCCUACAGUAUAACAUGUUAACAUUACCCACCAGUUGAGCCCAUCGCCUACAGUAUAACAUGUUAACAUUACCCACCAGUUGAAUCCAUAGCCUACAGUAUAACAUGUUAACAUUACCCACCAGUUGAGCCCAUAGCCUACAGUAUAACAUGUUAACAUUACCCACCAGUUGAAUCCAUAGCCUACAGUAUAACAUGUUAACAUUACCCACCAGUUGAAUCCAAGGCCUACAGUAUAACAUGUUAACAUUACCCACCAGUUGAAUCCAUAGCCUACAGUAUAACAUGUUAACAUUACCCACCAGUUGAGCCCAUAGCCUACAGUAUAACAUGUUAACGUUACCCACCAGUUGAGCCCAUAGCCUACAGUAUAAUAUGUUAACAUUACCCACCAGUUGAGCCCAUAGCCAACAGUAUAACAUGUUAACAUUACCCACCAGUUGAAUCCAAGGCAUCCACCACGGAGGUGACAGCCAGUGAGAAGGUCUCCUCCUCAGCUGCCCUCAACACAGGAUCGCUGGUCUCAGUCACAGAACAAUGUGGAGCCAGGUCAGACAGUCACACACACACACACACACACACACAACACACACACACACACACACACACACACACACACACACACACACACACACACACACACACACACACACACACACACACACACACACACACACACACACACACACACACACACACACACACACACACACAAUAUUAGUUAGGAAACAUCUCUGGUUAACAUAGUUGUAAUGGGAUUGGCUGAUCAAUGUCUUUUCAAUAUUUCAUUGCCAGCUUUACAAACUUUCCCAUUAUUCCUGUGAUGUUUUAGAUCAGUGGAACGGGACCUGCAGUCAGUCGACUCAAAGAGCACCAAACUUGAUGGCCCAGUGGACCAGGAGAAGGAGAAGGAUUCCACUUCAUCAAAACCAGGCCAGAAGAAAUCAGCUCUGGACCAGUCCUCCAAAGCCACAAAAGAAACCAGCAAGACAACCGUCCGUACGUGACUGGUCUGGAACAGCUGUUUGAUGCUGUUUAUUUCUAUAGAAACCCUGUCAUUAUCAGCUGACACAUACAGUAUAAAGUCAUUGGUUUCUCUCAUCUCAGCUCCUAUGAAGACUGGUUCAGUAAAGGACCAGUUGGUGGUGCCUGGGAAGAAGGCGCUCAUCAAGACGACCCAGGAGACUGCUGCUCACACUGAGCACAUCAGGAGGAAUGGAGUGGCAUCACUAGAACUCAGCUACGUCUAUCUCCUGGCAGGUGAGAUAGGAGAGACUGGGAUGCAAUAGAAUAGAAUGGCAAGGGGAUGGAAUGGAAGGAAAUAUAGUGGCGCAGCGGUCUAAGUCACUGCACCGCAGUGCUAGAGGCCAGACUACAGACCCGGGUUUAAUUCUGGGCUGUGUCGCAUCUGGCCGCAACCGGGAGACCCAUGAGGCGAUGCAAAAUUGGCCCAGCGUCGUCCGGGUUAGGGGAGGGUUUGGCCGGCCGGGAUGUCCUUGUCCCAUUGCGCUGUAGCGACUCCUAGUGGCGGGCCGGGGGCAUGCACGCUGACUCGUGUUGCCAGUUAAACGGUGUUUACUCCGACACAUUGGUGCGGCUGCCUUCCGGGUUAAGCGAGUAGUGUGUCAAGAAGUAGUGCGGCUUGGUAGGGUCGUGUUUCGGAGGACGCAUGGCUCUCGACCUUCGCCUCUCCCGAGUCCGUACGGGAGUUGCAGCGAUGGGACAAGACUGUAACUACCAAUUGGAUAUCAUGGAAUUGGGGAGAAAAAAAGGGGUAAAAAGUUACUAAAAAUAAAUAAAUACAAAAUGUAGGGAAAUGGAAUAGAAUGGGAAAUAAGUGUAAUGGGAUUGAAAUGAAGGACAGGGGAAAGGGAUUGAAUUAAUGGAAAAUAGGAUAGAAUGCAAUGGAAUGAAAGGGGUUUUAGGCUGGGUUUCUGUGUGGGGGGUUUUAGGCUGGGUUUCUGUGAGGGGGGUUUUAGGCUGGGUUUCUGUGUGGGGGGUUUUAGGCUGGGUUUCUGUGUGCGGGGUUUUAGGCUGGGUUUCUGUGAGGGGGGUUUUAGGCUGGGUUUCUGCGAGGGGGGUUUUAGGCUGGGUUUCUGCAUUGCACUUUGUGACAUCUGCUGAUGUAAAAAGGGCUUUAUAAAUAAAAUGUGAUUGAUUGAAUAGGAUAUCACUAAAGGGAAAUGGUAUAGAAUAGAAUGGAAGGAAAGGGUUAUGGUAUAGAAUAGAAUGGAAGGAAAGGGUUAUGGUAUAGAAUAGAAUGGAAGGAAAGGGUUAUGGUAUAGAAUAGAAUGGAAGGAAAGGGUUAUGUAUAGAAUAGAAUGGAGGGGUUGGUAUUGUCUGCCGGAAGGGUUCUGGUCUAGCUGGCCAGGCACGGUGUUUGGUAUGAUCGCCGGAGUACAGGUUAUGGUACUGGCCGGCACGGGUUCUGGUAUGCCUCCCAUGGCCGGCCCGGGUUCUGGUCUUGCCUCGCCUGCCGGACGGGUUUGGUUGGUCUCGAUCUCCUAGCCGGCGCCGGUUCUGGUCUCGCUCGCCUGGCCGGCCGGGUUUGGUCUGACUGACUGGCGGACCGGGUUUGGGUCAUGCCAUCAGCCUGGACCUGACCGGGUUCUGGUUUGAUCGCAUGGACGGACCCGGGUUUGGUCUCGUCUCGCCUGUGCCAGGACCAGGGUUUGGUUCGACCUGAUGGCAGGCAGGGUUCUGGUCUCGCCUCGCCUGGCCAGGCCAGGGUUUGGUCUCGAUCGCAUGGACCGACCGGGUUCUGGUUAGACUGCAUGGAGGCCCGGGUUUGGUCUGCUCCGCCUGGCCGGCCCGGGUUUGGUUAACUCCCGAGGAGGAAGGGUUCUGGUCUGCAUCAGCCUGGACGGCCCGGGUUCUGGUCAUCAGACUCCCGAUGGAGCGGGUUUAUGGUAUCGAUAGCAUGGAAGGAAAGGGUUAUGGUCUGCAUGACUGGACGGCAAGGUUCUAGGUAUAGACAUGACUGGCCGGCCAGGGUUCUGGAUAUCGACUAGACUGGCGGCCAGGGUUCUGGUUCUCGCCUCGCAUGGCCGGCAACAGGUUUGGUUCGCAUCAGAAUGCAGGCCCAGGUUAUGGUCCUUGCCUGAUGGCAGGCCCGGGUUAUGGUUCGAUACGACAUGGAAGGAACCGGGUUAUGGUAUAGAAUAAGACUGGCCAAGGAAACCGGCAAAUGGCAUGACCUGGAAUGGACGGAAUUGCACAUAAUCAGGAACAAAGGAAUGUGAUAGAAUGUCAUGGAAGGAAACGGAUGGGAUAUAUUGGCUGGGUUUCUGUUUGCACUUUGUGACAUCUCUGUGGUAAAAAGGGAUUUUAUAAAUACAUGGAUUGACUCAUGAGCCUUUCACUGCAUCCCUAUUACAAACCUCACUAGACGAUUAGUAACCUGACGUAGCCUGAAACUCGAUCCUCUACAUACUGGUCGUGACAAGAAAACAAAGAAACUGUUGAGAGGUUUUCUUGCACUGUUCAACCAAUCCAGUAAAUGUGGAGGAGGAGUUAAGAUGGAGUUUCGCCUUGUUAACGCCCAAAAGCUCUCAGGCUCUCUUAAAAUUUCCCCAGAAAAACGAACCAUCCGGUUGUUGGGAGUCGGCAGAGGCUAGCCAAUUAGAGACACCUGUAGCCCCUCCAGAAAGCCCCAGUUAUAACCAAACCCCUGAAACACAGGAUCACAACACCAAAGGACAGACACAUCACAUGUUUUACUGUUGGCAUGACAAAGUUAUUGUAGUUCUAAAACUUAGAUGAAGAACAACAUUUUUGUAUUAAAGUAUGUCAAUCUGGUCCUUUGUUUCGUGUGUACGUUAGGAGACCAGUGUCUGUCUGACUGCCUGGUGACGUGUUCCUCUGGGGUGAAUGAGGGUCUGUGUAACAUCAGUCUGGACCGACCUCUGAUCUCUGAGAAGCUGAAGGCUGAACUGAACCCUCUGGUCAUCACCAUCCUGUCAGCCUCCUCCCUGCCAUCAUCCCCUGUCCCCUUCCAUGUCUUAGAGGUGAUAUACCCUAACAUCCUGUCAGCCUCCUCCCUGCCAUCAUCCCCUGUCCCCUUCCAUGUCUUAGAGGUGAUAUACCCUAACAUCCUGUCAGCUAGCUAGCUGCCCUCCCCCAGCCUGCCCCCUUCAUUCAGCCGUCAGCUAGCUAGCUGCCCCCACCAGCCGGUCCCCCUUCCAUGUCUUAAGAGGUGAUAUACCCCUAACACAUCCUGUCAGCUAGCUAGCUGCCCUCCCAGCCUGCCCCCUUCCAUGUCUUAGAGGUGAUAUCCGGUCAGCUAGCUAGCUGCCCUCCCAGCCUGCCCCCUUCCAUGUCUUAGAGGUGAUAUCCUGUCAGCUAGCUAGCUGCCCUCCCAGGCCUGCCCCCUUCAUCUGUCAGCCAGCUAGCUGCCCUCCCAGCCUUGCCCCCUUCAUCCUGUCAGCUAGCUAGCUGCCCUCCCAGCCGGCCCCCUUCAUCCUGUCAGCUAGCUAGCUGCCCUCCCAGCCUGCCCCCUUUAUCCUGUCAGCUAGCUAGCUGCCCUCCCAGCCUGCCCCCUUCAUCCUGUCAGCUAGCUAGCUGCCCUCCCAGCCUGCCCCCUUCAUCCUGUCAGCUAGCUAGCUGCCCUCCCAGCUUGUCCCCUUCAUCCUGUCAGCCAGCUAGCUGCCCUCCCAGCCUGCCCCCUUCAUCCUGUCAGCUAGCUAGCUGCCCUCCCAGCCUGCCCCCUUCAUCCUGUCAGCUAGCUAGCUGCCCUCCCAGCCUGCCCCCUUCAUCCUGUCAGCUAGCUAGCUGCCCUCCCAGCUUUCCCCCUUCAUCCUGUCAGCUAGCUAGCUGCCCCUCCCAGCUUGCCCCCUUCAUCCUGUCAGCUAGCUAGCUGCCCUCCCAGCUUGCCCCCUUCAUCCUGUCAGCUAGCUAGCUGCCCUCCCAGCUUGCCCCCUUCAUCCUGUCAGCCAGCUAGCUGCCCCCCCAGCUUGCCCCCUUCAUCCUGUCAGCCAGCUAGCUGCCCUCCCAGCCUGCCCCCUUCAUCCUGUCAGCUAGCUAGCUGCCCUCCCAGCCUGCCCCCUUCAUCCUGUCAGCUAGCUAGCUGCCCUCCCAGCCUGCCCCCUUCAUCCUGUCAGCUAGCUAGCUGCCCUCCCAGCCUGCCCCCUUCAUCCUGUCAGCUAGCUAGCUGCCCUCCCAGCCUGCCCCCUUCAUCCUGUCAACUAGCUAGCUGCCCUCCCAGCUUGCCCCCUUCAUCCUGUCAGCUAGCUAGCUGCCCUCCCAGCUUGCCCUCUUCAUCCUGUCAGCUAGCUAGCUGCCCUCCCAGCUUGCCCCCUUCAUCCUGUCAGCUAGCUAGCUGCCCUCCCAGCCUGCCCCCUUCCAUGUCUUAGAGGUGAUAUACCCUAACAUCCUGUCAGCUAGCUAGCUGCCCUCCCAGCCUGCCCCCUUCCAUGUCUUAGAGGUGAUAUCCUGUCAGCUAGCUAGCUGCCCUCCCAGCCUGCCCCCUUCCAUGUCUUAGAGGUGAUAUCCUGUCAGCUAGCUAGCUGCCCUCCCAGCCUGCCCCCUUCAUCCUGUCAGCCAGCUAGCUGCCCUCCCAGCUUGUCCCCUUCAUCCUGUCAGCCAGCUAGCUGCACUCCCAGCCUGCCCCCUUCAUCCUGUCAGCCAGCUAGCUGCCCUCCCAGCCUGCCCCCUUCAUCCUGUCAGCUAGCUAGCUGCCCUCCCAGCCUACCCCCUUCAUCCUGUCAGCUAGCUAGCUGCCCUCCCAGCCUGACCCCUUCAUCCUGUCAGCUAGCUAGCUGCCCUCCCAGCCUGUCCCCUUCAUCCUGUCAGCUAGCUAGCUGCCCUCCCAGCCUGCCCCCUUCCAUGUCUUAGAGGUGAUAUCCUGUCAGCUAGCUAGCUGCCCUCCCAGCCUGCCCCCUUCAUCCUGUCAGCUAGCUAGCUGCCCUCCCAGCCUGCCCCCUUCAUCCUGUCAGCUAGCUAGCUGCCCUCCCAGCUUGCCCCCUUCAUCCUGUCAGCCAGCUAGCUGCCCUCCCAGCCUGCCCCCCUUCAUCCUGUCAGCUAGCUAGCUGCCCUCCCAGCCUGCCCCCUUCAUCCUGUCAGCUAGCUAGCUGCCCUCCCAGCCUGCCCCCUUCAUCCUGUCAGCUAGCUAGCUGCCCUCCCAGCCUGCCCCCUUCAUCCUGUCAGCUAGCUAGCUGCCCUCCCAGCUUGCCCCCUUCAUCCUGUCAGCUAGCUAGCUGCCCUCCCAGCUUGCCCCCUUCAUCCUGUCAGCUAGCUAGCUGCCCUCCCAGCUUGCCCCCUUCAUCCUGUCAGCUAGCUAGCUGCCCUCCCAGCCUGCCCCCUUCCAUGUCUUAGAGGUGAUAUCCUGUCAGCUAGCUAGCUGCCCUCCCAGCCUGCCCCCUUCCAUGUCUUAGAGGUGAUAUCCUGUCAGCUAGCUAGCUGCCCUCCCAGCCUGCCCCCUUCAUCCUGUCAGCCAGCUAGCUGCCCCUCCCAGCUUGCCCCCUUCAUCCUGUCAGCCAGCUAGCUGCCCUCCCAGCCUGCCCCCUUCAUCCUGUCAGCCAGCUAGCUGCCCUCCCAGCCUGCCCCCUUCAUCCUGUCAGCUAGCUAGCUGCCCUCCCAGCCUGCCCCCUUCAUCCUGUCAGCUAGCUAGCUGCCCUCCCAGCCUGCCCCCUUCAUCCUGUCAGCUAGCUAGCUGCCCUCCCAGCCUGCCCCCUUCAUCCUGUCAGCUAGCUAGCUGCCCUCCCAGCUUGCCCCCUUCAUCCUGUCAGCUAGCUAGCUGCCCUCCCAGCUUGCCCCCUUCAUCCUGUCAGCUAGCUAGCUGCCCUCCCAGCUUGCCCCCUUCAUCCUGUCAGCUAGCUAGCUGCCCUCCCAGCCUGCCCCCUUCCAUGUCUUAGAGGUGAUAUACCCUAACAUCCUGUCAGCUAACUAGCUGCCCUCCCAGCCUGCCCCCUUCCAUGUCUUAGAGGUGAUAUCCUGUCAGCUAGCUAGCUGCCCUCCCAGCCUGCCCCCUUCCAUGUCUUAGAGGUGAUAUCCUGUCAGCUAGCUAGCUGCCCUCCCAGCCUGCCCCCUUCAUCCUGUCAGCCUUCUAGCUGCCCUCCCAGCUUGCCCCCUUCAUCCUGUCAGCCAGCUAGCUGCCCUCCCAGCCUGCCCCCUUCAUCCUGUCAGCCAGCUAGCUGCCCUCCCAGCCUGCCCCCUUCAUCCUGUCAGCUAGCUAGCUGCCCUCCCAGCCUGCCCCCUUCAUCCUGUCAGCUAUCUAGCUGCCCUCCCAGCCUGCCCCCUUCAUCCUGUCAGCUAGCUAGCUGCCCUCCCAGCCUGCCCCCUUCAUCCUGUCAGCUAGCUAGCUGCCCUCCCAGCCUGCCCCCUUCCAUGUCUUAGAGGUGAUAUCCUGUCAGCUAGCUAGCUGCCCUCCCAGCCUGCCCCCUUCCAUGUCUUAGAGGUGAUAUCCUCUCAGCUAGCUAGCUGCCCUCCCAGCCUGCCCCCUUCAUCCUGUCAGCUAGCUAGCUGCCCUCCCAGCCUGCCCCCUUCCAUGUCUUAGAGGUGAUAUCCUGUCAGCUAGCUAGCUGCCCUCCCAGCCUGCCCCCUUCAUCCUGUCAGCCAGCUAGCUGCCCUCCCAGCUUGCCCCCUUCAUCCUGUCAGCCAGCUAGCUGCCCUCCCAGCCUGCCCCCUUCAUCCUGUCAGCCAGCUAGCUGCCCUCCCAGCCUGCCCCCUUCAUCCUGUCAGCUAGCUAGCUGCCCUCCCAGCCUGCCCCCUUCAUCCUGUCAGCUAUCUAGCUGCCCUCCCAGCCUGCCCCCUUCAUCCUGUCAGCUAGCUAGCUGCCCUCCCAGCCUGCCCCCUUCAUCCUGUCAGCUAGCUAGCUGCCCUCCCAGCCUGCCCCCUUCCAUGUCUUAGAGGUGAUAUCCUGUCAGCUAGCUAGCUGCCCUCCCAGCCUGCCCCCUUCCAUGUCUUAGAGGUGAUAUCCUGUCAGCUAGCUAGCUGCCCUCCCAGCCUGCCCCCUUCAUCCUGUCAGCUAGCUAGCUGCCCUCCCAGCCUGUCCCCUUCCAUGUCUUAGAGGUGAUAUACCCUAACAUCCUGUCAGCUAGCUAGCUGCCCUCCCAGCCUGCCCCCUCUCCACACACUGUAGGUACUACCACUACACUGUCUCACCUAACGUCUCAUCUCCUUUCCUCUCAUACUACAUCUUCUGUCAGGAGAAGUGUCUGCCAGUGUACUGCCAGUACCAGUUCAAUACGUCUAUGCACCGGACCAAAGGCCAGGGACACAGCACUGACGUUUACUUCAAUGACGUCAACGUCAUCAUGACAGGUGGAGCACUGUCAAACACACCCUUAAGAAAUCAUCCUUAUCACUAAAUGUAGCUAUCGCUUUAUUUAUCAUUAGCGCUAAAGCUAUGGCUAAAGCUAAUGUUCCUGCUGCAGCUAUCUCUGAAUCAGUCUUUUGCUAGAGCUUAUAUUAUUGCUAGCACUCCCUCCUCCAGGCUUGCUGAGUCCUGGGGAGCUGUUGGAGGUCCUGCGAGGUCCUCCGCUGGAGAUCGAGGUCCACGACAGAGACAGGAAGUUGGAGAAGGUGUCGACCAGCCCCGCCCUGUUCGGGACCUAUCCCAAUGAUGACAAGCUAAGCAGUGUGGUCCUGGUCUCCGGGAAACGGACCAAUCACCACCCCUUCAGAGAGAAGCGCAAACACUAUGACCCCUGUGGCCUCGCCAAGCUCAACCUCAACGACCUGCUACAAGGACAGAGGAGUCUGAAGGUGAAGCUAGCAUGGAUCAAGGAAAAACAAGACUGUUCACAACAUUCACGUUUUAUUGUCACAUGCACAAGUACAGUGAAAAUACUUUUUUUGCUUGCUCUUUCCCAACAAAGCAGUAAUCAAUAUAACAACAUUGCUCUGACUCAGAAUUUGUGCUACUCAUUAACCCUCAGUGGGAAGAUAGUGGCAGACGUUUGUCAUUUUUCUAGUACAUUCAUCCGUCUUUCUUUUCAGCACCUGAACCAGUUGGAUGUUGUUAUAUUGAGUGUUCUCUCCCGUUUCAUGACCAGGUGAACCUGCCGAUCUGCUGCUCCUCACGCCCAAAUGCUGGCGGUGA
Molecule: messenger RNA, 34687 nt
Organism: Coregonus sp. 'balchen'
Lineage: Eukaryota; Metazoa; Chordata; Actinopteri; Salmoniformes; Salmonidae
Source: the annotation of a GenBank genome assembly